This is a messenger RNA of Echinostoma caproni, 2469 nucleotides long. The record is from the annotation of a GenBank genome assembly. NCBI's taxonomy places the organism in Eukaryota, Metazoa, Platyhelminthes, Trematoda, Plagiorchiida, Echinostomatidae.
AUGGAUGGCACUUGUUACCGUGCAUCAUUAGAGGUUUUCCUUUUGCCUUACGGUGGCAAGUUUUUGGUUGAUGUUCGCUCACAAAUGGCAUUCAAUGGUGCUCAGCAAAUGGAUGAUGAUCGUUUGGCUGGGCAUCUUAACUACAGCUUUUGGAUUUUAAAGAACGCGCUCAGUAAUUUUAUGCCGGAUAAUCCAAUUGACACAUCCUCGGAGGAUUCCGACUUUUUGUUUCCGGAACUGGGUUUCAAAGACUACCAUGUGCUUGAUGAAUUUGAUCAUUUUCUCGAAUUCGAUGGAGAUCCCACAUCCUUUGGAGAUCUGAAUUCGAACACACAUCCAUCGGAAGCUGAGUCAAAACAGCCUACAUCGCAACUCCUGUCGAAUUCAUCAUCGCAGACAACAACAUCCCCGUCACUGCCACAGGUACAAACCCCUGUGAAAUCAUCAGACGCCUCAGUUAUGAAUGAUACAGGAUCGACCCAUUUGUCGUCCACCGGGCUUGAUUAUCCGCAACUGGAAUUCUUUGCUCACAAUACACAUGCUUGCAUCGGUGAUAACCAAACAGUGGAUUGCCGGUUUUUCCGUAUGCCAAUCCUUUUGGAAUUGUGGUUCUUGCGUCCGUUACCACCUGACACGGCUCACGGGUCUUGUUCAGAAACAUGCACUGCCCUUGGUUGUUUUGAUCAACCACAGUUACUCAAAACAUCCAGAGUGCAAGAAUAUAGGAUUGUUAACUCCCGGUCCGGUCUCGUCAAUCGGGCCUACCAAUUUGAUGACAAUGUGGCCGCCACCAUAACCGGAUUGGGACGACAACACUCCGGAUUGUAUAUGUGCAAAGCCGGUCACAUCUAUCGUACCAUCAAGGUCGAGGUCGUGGACUGCUCCCCCUCGGAAAUAAGCUUCAUACCGUUGAUUCUCAUCAUCUUUAUCCUACUGAUCACAAUGGCCAUCCUCACAGUGACCUUUAUGAUCUGUAUUCGUGCCCGCCGAAAGCCGAUUAUUGCAAUAUGGUCGUCUCCUUCGAUGCUCCAGCACAAAGUUCUCCCCGGUUCAGGCACGAAGAAGUUAACCGUUAUUAGCCGACUGAAUAAACUCUAUCCAUUGUGGAGCGGUGAGACAAACAAUUCCCUGUUAUACGGUUCUUACAAAAAGUCAGCAUUGGUUUCCCAAUCGAAGCGGUCGUUGAUGACCGUACAAAUGAACAAACAACGUGAUUGUCUUCUACGCAAGCCAUCUCGUGUGUUUCGACCAGCCACGCGGUUUGUUCAAUCCGACCCGCGGUGGGAGGUGCCUCGAGCCCGAAUCGAAAUUGACCAGCUGUUGGGACAGGGCAACUUUGGUGUGGUCUAUCGUGGUGUCGUACGCGGUCGUCUACCCGGGCGUCCAUGUUCACCUGCACCGUGCUCGAAUUCGACCAAUGUGGUGCAUAAAGUGGCUAUCAAAACAAUGAAAGACAAUUAUACUACAGAAGACUUGAUGGAUCUGAUUCGUGAAUUGGAGACCAUGAAGCUAUUAAAUUCACACCCUCACGUGAUCCAGUUGCUCGGAGCCUGUACUCAGCAGGGACCUCUGAUGAUUUUGAUGGAGUACGCUGUACACGGCAAUCUAAGGGACUAUUUGCGAAAACAUCGUGCACACGAAUCCGAUCUACUACGCGAGUACAAUCACGAUAGCGAAUCGCCCAGUCCCAGUGCAGACAGUUCCAGUGACCAGUCGGUGACAAACGAUUAUCCUCGUUUGGAUAUUCGACUACUACUUCGAUUUGCCAAUCACGUAGCCAGUGCGCUAACCUAUUUCGAGUCGUUAAAUCUGGCUCAUCGGGAUAUCGCCGCAAGAAAUGUGCUUGUCUGCGAGGGUUACAAUGCGAAAUUGGGCGAUUUCGGUUUCGCUCGUCUUAUUGAUGAUUGUGACUACCGGGACAUCGAUCGCGAUCAAUUACCUUACAAAUGGAUAGCUCCCGAAUGUUUUGAGAAUAAUCAGUACUCAUUAAAAAGCGAUAUAUGGUCGUUCGGAAUUUUGCUGUGGGAACUAUUUAGUCUGGGUGAGACACCUUAUCCGGGUGUAUCCACGGCCGAUUUGCCCGAAUGGCUUGCCGCAGGCAAUCGAAAUACGCAACCCCUGCUUGCCGAUUUAACCUUGUUCAAUCUGAUGCUGCGUUGUUGGGCCGCUGAGCCGACCGAUCGGCCCACAUCAAAAGACAUCCAACAGGAGUUACUCAGUUACUCAUUUGGAAAUCAGUUCAGUCCGAUGCGACAAUCUUCGCGCGAUAGCGGGUUCUGUAGCAUGUUCCGAUCACAUCAGCCCAGUCUACGUGAUUCAGGUCUGACAGAAGUGUUGCCAGACGUGGAUGCACCGCCACCGAUAUUGAGUGUGCCCCGUAAACCAAUGCCACCGGUUCGAAUCUGUUCGCUCUCACUGAGGGAUAAAUCCUCGUUUUCGCCUCAUACCACGGAUGCGUUAUGUAUGUAG